ACGCGGUUAAAUGUAAACAGUCGCUCUCUUGCAGCGAAUAACGGAGGACCCGCUGUCCCGCUGGUUCCAGGUGGUUCUGCGUGUCCUGUUCCCUCUGAGACGCGCUGUAAGCGGUUAUAUCCCGUCUCUCUUCAAGCCGCUGCGUUACUCGUGUUUCCCUGCUGGUGGGAAGGUGGCGCGUGGAGCCUCAGCCUGCAGUGAGGGGAACAUGCGGCGGACUGAGAUGAUCAGCCGCAUUAAACCGAGAGAAGUCGUGGAAGAAACUCAAGCCGUCGAAGCUGUUUUUAUUUUUUUCAUUCCCUCGUGAAAAUGCCACCAGUCCCGGGUGUCCGUCUGUUACCUGUUUGGUUUGUGAUCAUCACCGUGGCUGAUGAAUCUCUCGGGGAGAUGUACACCUCGAUGAUGAGCGUAAAGCAGGCGAUGUUAUCAGAAAGGCAGCUCAUUGGUUCUUUAAGAACGUACAUUGAUCAUGAAACUCAAAGACUUGAGGACAUUAAAAGGUUCUACUCAAAGGUUUCUGCCUUUCACAAUGGGAUGUACAACGAACUAGCAACUGCCCUUGCUAACCCUCUGGUGGCGUUCACACUCAUCAAGAGACUUCAGUCUGAAUGGCCAAAUUUAGUCUACAGCUAUGAAGCUGAGGAAAACCUCCAAGCCCUGAGGGUUGGCUACAAGCAGCUGGAAAGCAGUUUGCCCAAACUAGAAGACCUCCAAGGAGCGGCACAGGGACUGAUGAGGCUCCAGGAUGUCUACGCCCUUCAAGUGGAGGGACUGGUGAGAGGUCAUUUCCAAAGGGUCUCUAAUGGCAACACAGUUGACAUCUACAAACCACCAGUGUCCACCCCUCUCUCUGGCGAUGACUGCUUUCUUGUUGGAAAGGUGGCCUAUGAUGUGGAAGAUUACUACCACUCUGUGCAAUGGCUGGAAGAGGCAGUGCGGCUGUUCCGAGGCAUGAGCUGGAGCCCGGAACACGAGGGCACUCUGGAAGAUGCCCUAGAUCACUUAGCCUUCUCUCAUUUCAAGGCAGGAAACAUCUCCUCCGCACUCAGUCUCUCUCUGGAAUUGCUGCGUCGUGAUCCCUCAAACAAAAGGGUUCUGCAGAAUGUGGAGAAGUAUGAGAAGCUGCUGGUUGCACGUCCCAGUCUGAGCUCGGGGUCAGUGUUGAAGAGACCCAGUUCCACCUACCUAAGAACCAGGAACGCCUAUGAAAGGCUUUGCCAGACCCAGGGAUCUCAGCCAAAGCUCUAUGAAAACCCCAGCCUGUUUUGCGACUAUUUCACCAAUGGUAGUCCUGGUCUGCUCCUGCAACCCAUGAAACGUGAGCUGGUCAGCCUGCAGCCUUAUGUGGUGCUGUUUCAUGAUUUCGUCACGGCAGCUGAGGCCCAGAACAUCAGGGACUGCGCAUUGCCAGGGCUAAGAAGAUCAGUUGUGGCAUCAGGAGUGAACCAGACCACUGUCGACUACCGCAUCAGCAAGAGUGCAUGGCUGAAGGACUCAGCGCAUCCCACCAUUAUCAAGGUGGACCAACGCAUCACUUUGCUAACAGGCCUGAAUGUGCAGCUUCCCUACGGUGAACAUCUGCAAGUAGUGAACUACGGCAUUGGAGGACAUUACGAACCACAUUUUGAUCAUGCUACAUCUACAUCCAGCCCAUUGUACAGACUCAGUUCUGGAAACCGAAUGGCCACGUUUAUGAUAUACCUCAGCUCUGUAGAAGCUGGAGGAUCCACGGCCUUCAUCUACGCCAACUUCAGUGUCCCUGUAGUGGAGUGGCUAACAAAUGGGUGCACGAGUAUGGGCAGGAGUUUCAGCGCCGCUGCAGUCCUGACCCCGAGGAGUGACGAGAGAUUCUGGGACCGCCAGGAGUACAAGAGCCGGAGUGCACAAUGGAGCAGCGCAGGUCAAAAAGGAGGCGGGGGCCCAGCCAGGAGCUGGCCUACCCGCCUGACUGUACGAGUGAUUUAAUGGCAGCAGCUCCAAGAAAAAGGGUGAGCUGCAUAGACACUGGUGAAGUGAGUGUGAGUGUGCGUAUUUGGCAGUCAGCCACAAAACCAAGCUGGCCCCUUUGCUCGUGCUCUAUAGGCGGUGAGCACACAUCAUUUCUGUUAGCUCCACAAGCCCAGGAUCACGUCCAGAACCAGUUUAUUUUCUCAAAAAGCAGUGCAAGCAUCUCCUCUCCCAUGGAAGACAAAUGCACUGUGCGUAGAACUCCAGGACACUGUUUGAUUGAAUGGGAAAAUACACAUUUAUUUUCGUAUUGACUGCAAUAUUCAUCCAUAAUUGGAAUGAUGUGUUCUUUGGCAUUUGGAAUAAUCAACAGCUGGCAAAAAAUGUUAAUAUCAUGUGUGGUUUUUAUAUUUUACAUGUUUUACAUACAUCCAUAGUCUGACAAACACUGCCAUCUCUUUCAUAUUCCAGCCACGUCAUGCUCCACUUUAAGCCUUAAUUUAGUCAGAAGCUGUUAGAGGAGAAUUCCAGUGAUCUUUCAAAGUGACGUAAUUAUAAAUGAAUGAGAUUUAAACAAAGUCAUUCAGAGCCUGUUUACACUUUGUGUUUGUCUUGCGAUGGACUGGCGACCUGUCCAGGGUGUUUCUUGCUUUCUGCCCAAUGACUGCUGGGAUAGGCACCAACACCCCCAGCAACACCCCCAGAAGCAUUUGCUUAGAUAAUGUGUGUGUGUGUGUGUGUGUGUGUGUGUGUGUGUGUGUGUGUGUGUGUGUGUGUGUGCGUGUGUGUGUGUGUGUGUGUUUUCCAUUUCCAGAUUGUGUCUGGAUAUACUUUGAUCAGAUUCCAUUAACAAUUUUCACUAAAAUGUGUCUCCAGUGUUACCAGAUGAGAUCUAACACAGUCUUUUGUGGACCUUUUCCACUGUAUUGAUACGAGACGACGGAGUUGAAGCCGACUCCUGCUGUAGGGAACUUCAGCCUCCAUUAUCUUUCAGUUCCUUGUUUAUUUUCUCACCUGCUAGUCAGUAUUUGGCAGAUGGGUUUCCACUCAUGGAAUGGAAAAACAAAACACACUGUGUUUACACUCGUGUUAAAUGUGGUCAAGAUCACCUCCGAAUGUGGUUUGAGGGGUCCGAUCGUAAUCCAAUCUCAAUGUGUCCACAGGGUCCACAGCUUUUCGUGCAGUCAAGUGAGAUCCAAAUGUGAUUUGAUCACCAAAAAUGCAUGUUAGUGUGAACAGGCCCUUUUAGUGUAGAGGAACCUUCUGACGUACUCGUUGUUUUACAGUGAUGGUGACAGGGACGAGGGACCACGCUGUGCAACAUAGCAGUGUAGCUGGGCUCUAUGAUGCGUCAUUAUUGUUGCGCAUGCUAGGAGAAAUUAACCCUGUGCAAAUACAAAAAAGAUCGCAGCCACACGUGUGCGAGAGAUCGUCCUGUGUGCGUCUUCAUUCUACUGUCUUGUCCAGAAUUUGUCGUCAGUCACAGUCAGGACGGAAUAUAAAUAUAUUUGUAAACAAAAUUCCUCGCAAUGUACAGAAGGCCUAGAAGUUGUUUUGUUUGGGGCUGUGAUGUCAUACAUAAAGACGGCAAUGAUUUAGAGAUUUUGCAGUUUGCUUGCUGAAAAAAAUAAGUCAGCGCAAAAAACUUUAAGAGCUGACGCACCACCUUCUGUACCUACUCCCUUUACUACCUUUAGCCUAUAUACCAUUUUCAGCCUGUUCAUUUUUAAAGUAGCUGACUAAAAUUACAUGCUAAAUAACACAGAGUCUUAUCGUGAAAUAAUACACUAUUUCCUGUUUUGAAAAGAAUGUCUCCAAAGUGCUGGCGUGGGUUUCUGGUGUGGGCUGGUCCGAGUUCCUUUGCAGUCAAAGACGCAGAAAAAAACUGGUAAUAGCGCCACAUUAAUGUAGAGAAUAAAAUAUGGUCACGACUGGCCCCUCUCAGUCCUGUCCAUGUGUUCAUGUUGUGUUUUGGUUUAGCCCACGUCUUCUUUGUUUUGGUUUUGUAGUCCAGCCCCCUUGUUUAGUGACUCCGCCCCUGAUUGUUCCCACCUGUGUCUUGUGAUCCCUUGUUGGCCCUGUUGUAUUUUGCCCUUUGUCUGAACUGUUGCUGUAUUGUGUUCUCGUUUGAUUCAGUGUUCAUUUGGUCAUGUCUGUCCCUCCUGCUCUCCGUGUUGGAUCUUUGACCCUGGACCGUUGUGACUAUGACCCUGGAUUUGCCCUUAAUAAACAUUGCU
Messenger RNA from Pygocentrus nattereri (red-bellied piranha), 4184 nucleotides. It is a transcript of the gene p4ha3, whose product is annotated as prolyl 4-hydroxylase, alpha polypeptide III. The record is from RefSeq and is a predicted model, not a curated record. Gene Ontology annotation, cellular component: endoplasmic reticulum. Gene Ontology annotation, biological process: peptidyl-proline hydroxylation to 4-hydroxy-L-proline. NCBI's taxonomy places the organism in Eukaryota, Metazoa, Chordata, Actinopteri, Characiformes, Serrasalmidae. The coding region runs from base 310 to 1965 and encodes 551 amino acids. Gene Ontology annotation, molecular function: iron ion binding; L-ascorbic acid binding; procollagen-proline 4-dioxygenase activity. The transcript has 12 exons.